GCAGUACGGCCAGAAUCUGGUCGCUUCCAGAGGGAUAGUUCGCACCUGUAUAGACUACAGCGCCUCAUCUCUUUCACAGUCUCAAUUUUUCGACAGACAGCCACGCAAUCAAGCAAAGCACAAAAACAUUAAAAAAAAAAAAAUGUCGACCGCAAGAGUCCAACCAACAGUAACAGCAGCUUGUGUUCUGUCUUCCACAAUCAAACACCACUUCGGUUUAACCUCUCUCCGACUCCCUACGAACCACUCUGCUGCUUUUAGACGCCAAAGAAUCAAAAGAAACCUCACUGUUUCAAUGUCCGCUGCUUCAGUUUCUGACCCUCUUGAAAUCUGUGUCAAAGCUUCUCUUACUGUCCCUGAUAAACUUGGUGACUGUCCUUUUUGUCAAAGGGUAUUGCUUACUUUGGAGGAAAAGAAUCUGCCUUAUGACAUGAAGUUUGUUGAUUUGGGGAACAAACCUGAAUGGUUCUUGAAACUAAACCCAGAUGGUAAAGUUCCUUUGAUAAAGUUUGAGGAGAACUGGGUUUCAGAUUCAGAUGUUAUCACGCAAGCAUUGGAACAAAAGUUUCCAGAUCCCCCGUUGGCAAUCCCAUCUGAAAAGGCUUCAGUUGGCUCAAAGAUCUUCUCCACAUUUAUUGGAUUUCUUAAAAGCAAAGACCCUGUUGAUGGAACAGGGCAGGCAUUGCUUGAUGAGCUUAGUGCUUUUAACGAUCAUAUCAAAGAGAAUGGCCCUUUUAUCAACGGGGAAAAAGUUUCUGCAGCUGAUUUGGCCCUUGGACCAAAGCUUUACCAUCUAGAGAUUGCUUUGGGGCAUUAUAAGAACUGGUCAGUUCCAGAGUCACUUCCCUACGUCAAAUCCUACAUGAAGGAAAUCUUCUCCAGGGAUUCAUUUGUUAACACACGCGCUCUGCCAGAGGAUGUCAUUGCCGGUUGGCGCCCAAAAGUCAUGGGUUAAAAUUUCUUAAACAUUCCUUUGAAUAAUUCUUUUGACAUCCGUUCUUAUCUUCUAUAGUUAAUGCGAAUUUGCAAGGUCCAUCAGAUUUACCUCCAGCGUGUGUACUUGGCCUUGAAACUAAAUAUAGUUUUUCUUUCAGUUAACCGAUGCAAUUCUAUCACCACAUUGUGGGGACGAGAAAAAUCUUCAUAUGUAUAGGUCAUGAGUAUGUCAGUGUGAUGGUAUAAAUACCUUGCUAAUGCAUCAUGUGCACUCUAAUACUUCCCAGUGUUCCAAGUUGCACUCUUUUUU
This is a messenger RNA of Populus euphratica (Euphrates poplar), 1246 nucleotides long. RefSeq names its product glutathione S-transferase DHAR3, chloroplastic. Gene Ontology annotation, biological process: ascorbate glutathione cycle; protein glutathionylation; cellular oxidant detoxification. Gene Ontology annotation, molecular function: glutathione dehydrogenase (ascorbate) activity. NCBI's taxonomy places the organism in Eukaryota, Viridiplantae, Streptophyta, Magnoliopsida, Malpighiales, Salicaceae. The record is from RefSeq and is a predicted model, not a curated record. The transcript has 6 exons. The coding region runs from base 143 to 955 and encodes 270 amino acids.